AUGUCGCCAAAUCAAGCAGAGACACCACGAAAGCAAGACGACAAGAGCAAACUGGAGGGCGAAGUUCGGCUGCGCCAGUUCACCGAGGAGGUCCUAGACUCGCGGCAGGAGGAGCUUGAAGUUCAAGAAAAAGAGAAUUCCAAGUUAUCAAAGAAGCUGGAAUUGUUACAGCAAGAAUUGAAAGAAGCGCAAAGCCAGCUCGCACAAGCUCGUACCCAGCCCAACAAAGCCGAGGAGAGCAAACAUCAGGGCACUCGCUCGUCUCCGAGGAGGAGAGACAUUACAGAAAGUGAAGCACAGGAGUCAUAUCAAAAUUUGUUUCAGAGUGUUGGGCGUUGGGUCGAGUAUCGCAUUCGACCUGUCUUGGACGAUCUAGCCCGUGGCCACUUUCGCUGCCAGCCAACUUCAGCUCAGUCAACAAGAUUCGUAUCGCUGAUGAGAGAACCAGCGACAAGCUGUCUCAACGUGUGGCAUUCCGAUGAAUAUCAUUUUACGGCUAUUAUCAUGCAAUAUCUGUGGCUAGUGUUCUUCGCCAAAUCAUUCUACUGUCCUCUGGAUGAUGGGGAUGGUGAGACAACUGUGGCGUGGAUCGAUGAGCUGGAGAGCGCGAUAUCUAAACUUCCUCGAGUGCCAUAUUUAACUGCUGCAGAACUGCAAAACUCUCUUCGGACAAGCAUCAUUGACCCGGCGGUAGACCUUGCACACCGACUGCAGCUUUCUCCAAACAUGUUCUCUCUAAGGUGGCCAUCACGAACCGCGAGAUCAAAACUGGAAACCUAUGAAUGUAUCAACCUUGCCGACAGGGGAGCCAUUAUGAUUUCGGGUGAAAAUGGCAAAUCAACCGAAGCCCUUAAAAACGCUUCGUAUCUAUUCGAUGUUGCUCCAGGUCUCUUUGUCGAGACAGUCUCCGGAGCAAAGAAGUCGACGGCAAAAGUUGUUUGCAAGCCAACGGUUUUGGUGUAUGGAGGAGAUAAGGAUGGCGAUAUUCCACAAAAGACUAUGACGUUGACAAGACUCUUGUGGGAUUUUGCGAAUGGAUCUAAGGGGCGAUCUCUUGUUCCAUCGCGAAAAGUAUCACCCAAAAGUAAGACCCUGAUCUUGAGGCGACAUCGCUCAAAGCUCUGA
Messenger RNA from Trichoderma gamsii, 1125 nucleotides. RefSeq lists its product as hypothetical. Lineage: Eukaryota; Fungi; Ascomycota; Sordariomycetes; Hypocreales; Hypocreaceae. The record is from RefSeq and is a predicted model, not a curated record. The transcript has 2 exons. Bases 1 to 1125 code for a protein of 374 amino acids.